Molecule: messenger RNA, 2433 nt
Organism: Rotaria sp. Silwood1
Lineage: Eukaryota; Metazoa; Rotifera; Eurotatoria; Philodinida; Philodinidae
Source: the annotation of a GenBank genome assembly
AUGGUAGUUAUAAAGAAUAACAUUCAUGAUAAUAAUUGUCAAACAGCAAGAAUUAUACAAUGGCUUGGUAAUGAACGAGCAGUUGAUGUACCCAAUGAUUUUAAUCUUACAUUGUUAUCUAAAGAAGACCUUGUUGAUCAUGAAAUAGUUUCAUCAAAAGUUGAUUGUAUUGAAUUACUUCGUUUUACACCAAUUAAUAAACAUGUUACUACAACAUUUAAACGAACAUGUUUACAUCGUCGUAGUAGUCGUCUAAAUCGAUUAUCGCCCGAUGUACAAACAUCGGAUGAAGCUUACUGUAGUUUAUCGUCUCAUCGUAGUAUACAAAAUAAUUUAAUACAUAAAGAAUCAACGAGUAAUAGUAGUUGUAGUAAUUUAUCAACUACAUUACCUAUUUGUACAUCAUCUUCAUCACCAAUAUUAUCAAUAACAAUUGAUGAUAUAUAUAAUACAUUAGAUUGUAUAAAAUAUAUUAAUCAAAUGGAUAAUAAUUUAAUGAAAGAAAAUUUUAAUCUUUUACAUGAAAUAAUUCAACAAAAUCAUGAUUUAUUACCAAUAAUAACAAAUAAACAAAAAAAUAAUUCAAUAGAAUUUAUACGUAAUAUUAUUAAUAAUAGUGAACAAGAUUUUAAAGAUAUGAUUAAAGAAUUUAUUCAAUUAAUUGAACAAAAAUUAAUUGAUAUUGAAAUGAAUAUAUUUGAUACGAAUAUAAUAAGACCAUCAUCUCCAACAUUAUUUGAUAAACUCAAUGAUCUUCGAACAUGUUUAACAUCAUUACAUCGUAUAGAAAUUGAAAGUCUUCUAGAUGUAUUUGAUAAUAUACUUAAAUUAUAUUGUUAUCCAUCAGCAUUACCAGAAUAUGAACAAAUAAUUAUAAAUAAUCAAGAUAAUGAAUCAAAUGAAGAAUUAUUAAAAUUAUCACAAUAUGGUAUUGAUGAAUUAAAAAUAGUUAAAAUUGAAAAAACUCAUCAACCAUUAGGUUUAACAAUAUCACGUACUGAUACAGGUAUAAUAUAUAUAGCACGUAUUGUUAUUGGUGGUUUAGCAGCAACAUCAGAAUUAUUUCAAAUAAAUGAUCGUAUACUUGAAAUAAAUGAUCAAUCAAUAACAGGUCAUACACUUGAUUUUGUUUGUACAUUAAUAUCAAAUAUAAAUGGUUUAAUUAAAUUUCUUCUUGCACCACCAUUAAAUAUAAAUAAUAUAUCAUAUCAUACAUUUUAUGUACGUGCAUUAUAUUCUUAUGAUCCAUAUAAUGAUCCAUUAAUACCAUGUAAAGAUAUUGGUUUAACAUUUCAACGUGGUGAUAUAUUACGUAUUGUUGCAUAUGAUGAAAAUUUUUUUAAUAAAAAUGAUACAUAUAUUAGUUGGUGGCAAGCUUAUCGUGAAAAUUCUUAUGAUAUACAAACAGAUUUAUGUUUAGCUGGUCUUAUACCAUCAGAUAAUUUACAACAAAAACGUACUAAUUUACUUAAAGUUAUAUCUGAUGAUAUUGAUUCAAUAUCAACAUCAACAUCAUCAUCAUCAUCAUCAAAUAAUAGUAAAAAGAAAAAAAAAUAUAAAACAUGUUUUACAUGUGUAAAUUCUAAAGAAAAUCGAAAACCUUUACAAAAUAUUUAUAAUAAUAUAACAUUUAUUCGUGAUAUUGAUGAUCAUGAAAUACCAACAAUAAGAACAUCAACAAAUCAUUUUUCAUUAACAGAUACAAGAAUAUUUGGUGAUGAACAACCAUCAAUAACAUUAAAAAGAUUUUCAGAUAAAAAUAAAGAUAUAACAAAUAAUUCUUUUCGUUUUUAUGAACCUGUUUUUCAACUUGAUCUUUCAACAAAACAAAUAACACGACCUAUUGUUUUAUUAGGUGCACCAAAUGUUGGUCGACAUGAAUUACGUCGUCGUCUUUUACAAAAUGAACCAUAUCUUUUUGAUGUUGCUAUACCACAUACAACACGUGCUCGUCGUUUACAAGAAACUCUUGAUAUUGAUUAUCAUUUUGUUUCUGAAGCUGAUUUUUUAGCUAAAGUAGCAUGUCAUUCAUUUAUUGAAUUUGGUCAAUAUGAUCGUGAUUUAUAUGGUACAUCAAUUGAUGAUAUUCGACAAAUUGUUCAUAUUAAACAAAAAAUUUGUAUAUUAAAUUUAAAUCCUGAAGCUAUACAAACAUUUAAUAAAACAGAUCUUUAUCCAUAUAUAAUAUGUAUAGCUGCACCAUCAUUUGAACGUCUUAAACGUUUAGAACUUGAUCGUCGUGAAUAUUUAACUGAUAAAGAUUAUCGUGAAAUUAUACGUAAAAGUCGUUCAAUUGAAAGACGUUAUCAUUUAUUAUUUGAUCAUAUUUUUAUUAAUAAUGAUUUAGAUCGAACUUAUACAGAAUUACGUGAUUUAAUUGUACGAAUACAAAAUGAUAAUAAACAAUGGAUACGAACAUGUUAUCAACGAUGA